UAUAUUUAGCAGAGAUAUCUCGAAGAAUGAAACACAACCAUAUGAAUGACUAUCUGAGAAAAUUGACACUAUUUUAGAACAUGAUGAAAUAGGAAAAUGCUUAUAGGAAAAGAACCAAAAACAAGAAAAAGUGAAAUGUAUGCAUAUAUUAGAGCAUGGAUGUCAGGAGAUCACUUUCUUGAUUGUUGCAACUUAAAUUUUUAUAAGGCCUAUGUUUAUCUCAUUAUAGUUAGUCUUUCAUUAACCAGAUAAGCUCUUAUUAUUGAUGCUGGUAUCGUGGUCUGACCUUUAGUUUUGAAUGUCACAUGACUUUGGUCUUAAAUUUGUGAUCAAUAUUUACAGAAAAUGCCCUUGCUCAGCAAUCAUGUACUUUACGAAAUCAGUUGGAGAUAUCACUUAAAGACAAUGCUUCAUUAUUUCUGAAAAUUGUUUUCUGCAGCCAGAGAAGACAAGUUGACUGCCUACAAUAGGUCAGUGGUGAACAACUUCCAAACUGAUUUUGCGAAGCAACUUGAUUUUCUUUCCAACUCAGUAGCAACAUCAGUGUAUCGGCAAAAUGAAUACAUCCAGUGUGUUGAGAAGUUCUGUCACAACUUUCUUGAAUCACAUGAUAAGUUGACAACCAUAUUCCAGUGGAACAAUCAAGAGCAGAAACAGAAAAGCUUUUUACUGAAUUGACUACCUUGAUCUCCAAUCACAUGGAUCGACAAAAAGAGAUGGUUCGAUUCUACUCUCAUGGUGGUUGGUGGUAUCUCUUCCUUUGGAUUUCUUAUCUAUAGUUUUCUUCUGAUUUUUACAAAGAAAUAUCAAUUGAGUAUCUUUGCUAAGUUCAGGUGGAUUUUCACACUGUCAAAAAUCUUAUAAGUUUUAAUGUUACCUUUUUUAAAAAAAAAAAAAAAAAACACCUUAUAAGUUUUCUACAAACAAGUGAUAAGUUCUUAUAAGUUUUUUCAAGUGCUCUAAGAAUUUAAAGUUUCAGCUGUGCGUUUAAGCAUCACAUAAUUUUUAUUUGUAGACAUGUUUAUGAACUUGAUUUCAUCAAAUUCGUAAAUGUUUACGAGCCAACUGGAUCAAUGCCAAUUUGGUCUUGAAGGAAUAGAUUGUCAACUGAGUUUGUGUAGUGUGUUCAAAACCUUGAUAGGUCUGUGAAACUCAACAUUAAAUGUGAUCAUUAAUGCGACAAGUUAUUGGACUACCCUGCUCCUUCUUUUACCAUGUAGGAAAACUGUCAUUAUGUUUUGACACUAUAUUUCAACCUGGUAAAACUGGAGGUCAAUAAGAAACCAUUGAAAGCAAGGUUGUAUUGAAGCUUGACCAUCUGAUGCACAUGUCUAUAUAAUCUGACUUUGCCAAAACUCCUUUUCUUAAUUUUAACUACUGAUGGAUCUUUAGAAGGAUGUAAGCGCAGAUAAAGUGAUCGCAAAGGGCCUUCCUGCUUCUCCUGCGGCAGCAGUGGGACAUGUUGUGUUCAGCGCUGAAGAUGCUGAAGCAUGGCAUGCUCAAGGGAAGAGUGCUAUUUUGGAGAGAACUGAAACAAGUCCAGAAGAUGUUGGAGGCAUGCAUGCUGCUGCUGGGAUCUUAACCGCACGAGGUGGCAUGACAUUUCAUGCAGCCGUUGUAUCCCAUGGUUGGGGUAAAUGUUGUGUGUCCGGGUGUGCUAAAAUUCGUGUCAAUUAGUCGGAAAACGUUCUCAUAAUUGAAGACAAAGUGAUUCAUGAAGGAGAUUGGCUUUCAUUGAACGGAUCAACAGGUGACGUAAUCUUGGGAAAGCAGCCACUAGCACCUCCAGCUAUGAGUGGUGAUUUGGAGAUCUUCAUGUCUUGGGAUGAUAAGAUCAGGCGCAUCAAGGUUAUGGAAAAUGCUGACACAGCAGAAGAUGCACUAGCAGCAAGAAAUAAUGGUGCUGAAGGGAAUGGUCUAUGCCGGACAGAGCACAUGUUCUUUGCAUCAGAUGAAAGAAUAAAAGCUGUGAGAAGGAUGAUAAUGGUAGCUACUACUGAGCAGAGGAAGGAAGCGCUCGACUCGUUGUUGCCUUACCAGAGAUCUGACUUUGAGGGCAUUUUUCGUGCAAUGAAUGGGAUGCCACAAAGUCCAGAAUACCGUCAACAGUUGCAAGACAUGAUGAAAUGCUGCAGCAAGUUAGAGGGAAGAUGAAAGAACUGCGGGCUUCUCGCCAAGAAUAUCACAUUGAGGGGAGCAGAAGAUCAUAACUAAACCAACCACUAAGCUGUUUGCCAUAGUUUCUGUAGGGAGAAUACAAAUAGUGGCUCGAUUUCCUUGUUUCUCCGUUGCUGGACGCAUUCUUUCUGUUUUGAUAAUGAUAAUCAUACUUGAUGAUUGCUAGAGGAUCAAAAAGUGGUUCUUGUUCGAAGUGAAUGAAGUAGUUUUGAGUUUGAUAAUUCUUCCAGUAAUGACCAUAUUGCUCUUAUGAGUUUUAUUUUGAAUUUAAUGCUAUAAAAGAAUGCUUGGGUA
Lycium ferocissimum is the source of this 2472-nucleotide messenger RNA. RefSeq names its product pyruvate, phosphate dikinase, chloroplastic-like. Gene Ontology annotation, biological process: phosphorylation; pyruvate metabolic process. Lineage: Eukaryota; Viridiplantae; Streptophyta; Magnoliopsida; Solanales; Solanaceae. Gene Ontology annotation, molecular function: pyruvate, phosphate dikinase activity. The record is from RefSeq and is a predicted model, not a curated record. Bases 1792 to 2154 code for a protein of 120 amino acids. The transcript is spliced from 9 exons.